AUUGUAUUGUAACAUCAUUACAAGGUCAACAUAAGUUUGCUUGUUUUAUUUGUUAAUCUUAUCUAACCUAGACCACAGUUGUAAACGGUCUUAGAGUUAAUCACCAUAUUCACGUUAAAGUAUCAAUUAUGUUUAAUAACGUAAAUUUUUUGAGUAUUGCUCGUCGGUUUUAUUCAGGACAUGUCGGGAAAACUGAAGCAAGAAAAUAUGUCCUUACCAAGCACUUUCAGGGCGAGCCAAAAAAAAGUGAUUUCGAAAUUGUUCAAGAGGAACUUCCCGAAUUGAAGGAUGGAGAAAUAUUAACAGAAGCUGAAUAUCUUAGCGUAGACCCAUACAUGAGAGCUUAUAUGAUAGGAUAUAAAUUACCGACGGUUAUGAUUGGAGGACAAGUAGCGAAGAUAAUAGCCAGUCGGAAUGAUAAAUACCCCGUUGGCGGAUACGUAUCCGGCUAUUUUGGAUGGCGAACUCACACUAUUUACAACCCAAAUAUAAUCAUUGCUAAAGCGGAUCUACUACCUACAUAUCUCUUGCCAGAUAUGAGUCCUUACCCAGUUUCUCUGGCCUUAGGAGUACUUGGAAUGCCUGGUAACACUGCUUAUUUUGGUUUGCAAGAAAUUUGUAAGCCAAAAUCCGGCGAAACUAUUGCAAUUACCGGUGCGGCCGGCGCGGUCGGUUCUCACGUUGGACAAAUUGGAAAGAUUUUAGGUUGUCGAGUAAUUGGAUUCGCUGGUUCCGAUGAGAAAUGUGAAUAUUUAGAAAAAGAACUGGGUUUUGAUCGCGCAUUUAACUACAAGACUGUUAACAUACAAAAAGCUCUCAGGGAAGGCGCACCAGACCGUGUCGAUUGUUAUUUUGACAAUGUUGGCGGAGAAAUAAGUUCUGCAAUAAUGAAUUAUAUGAAUAAAUAUGGUAGAGUAGCUGUUUGUGGUUCUGUAUCGUCGUACAAUGAUCCGGCGUUACCGAAAGUGACUAUUGUACAACCUGCGAUAGUUUUCAAGGAAUUGAAAGUUGAAGGAUUUAUUGUUAACAGAUGGACUGAUCGUUGGAAUGAGGGUGUUAAUGCAAAUUUAUCUUGGCUUCGGGAAGGUAAAUUAAAGUAUGAAGAAAAAGUUUAUCACGGCUUUGACAAUAUGGUCGACGCUUUAGUAGGUAUGCUGAGAGGAGAGAAUUUGGGAAAGGCUAUAGUAAAGGUCAAGUAAAGAAAUUGUAAAUAAUACUUGUUAUCAUUAUGGCUUUUGCAUAGUGAUCUUGGGAAUUUGUUCCGCGUUUUUUUAAAUCUGGUCACAUAAAUGGGUGGCAUGUUUUGUAUUAUUUGAGCUGUCGGAUCAAUGUCAAAGUUAUAGAAUCUUCCUACCUCAUAAUUUGGUGCGGUUUUGUAAAAUAAACACCUGAAGAUAA
Messenger RNA from Papilio xuthus (Asian swallowtail), 1398 nucleotides. RefSeq names its product prostaglandin reductase 1-like. The coding region runs from base 129 to 1199 and encodes 356 amino acids. Gene Ontology annotation, molecular function: 15-oxoprostaglandin 13-reductase [NAD(P)+] activity; 2-alkenal reductase [NAD(P)H] activity. Lineage: Eukaryota; Metazoa; Arthropoda; Insecta; Lepidoptera; Papilionidae. Gene Ontology annotation, biological process: prostaglandin metabolic process. The record is from RefSeq and is a predicted model, not a curated record. The transcript is spliced from 7 exons. Gene Ontology annotation, cellular component: cytoplasm.